CCGUGUUCAGCUGGUUCCUGUGUUGGCGGUGGAAGCAUGGCCUGGUUCGUCUUCAACGUCAGUAACGCCACUUUGGGGAGCGCGCUCUCCGGGGACGAGCCGCGGGAUACGCGCGUGGUUCAAGGGAGCAUCGCCGUGCUGUCUAUCAUCUUCAUCACCGCGGGAAUCCUUAACUUCGGGCUCUUGUUGGUGCUGUGGACGCGCAGGAAGCCGCUCUCCCGCAUGCGCGUCUUCGUUUUCCAGCUGUGCGUCGCCGACCUGGUAGUCACGUUCUUCCAGGUGUGUCCCCAGCUCAUGUGGGAGAUCACCGACCGAUUCGCGGGGCCGGACGUCUUGUGCCGCGCGGUGAAGUACCUGCAGGUGGUCGGCAUGUUCGCCUCCAGUUACAUGGUCGUGGUGAUGACCGACCGGUAUCAAGCCAUCUGCAACCCCAUGGUGACGUUCCAGAGGCGCAGGGCGCUUUGGAACGGCCCCGUGUGCGCCGCCUGGUGCGUCUCCUUCGUCGGAAGCCUGCCGCAGAUCUUCAUCUUCUCCCGGGUCGAGGUCGCUCCGGGCGUGUACGAAUGCUUUGCGCAGUUCGUCACGCCGUGGGGACAGGGGGCCUACGUGACCUGGACGACUCUGGUGAUAUUCGUGCUGCCCCUCCUCGCGGUGAUCGUGUGCCAGGUGCGCAUCUGCCAUACCUUGCGCGUCAACUUCCACAUGAAGACCCAGCAGGUGGCGGAGACGACGGCGAUGGGCCAGCCGCCGACCUCCAGGGUCAGCAGCUUGGCGGGGGUGUCCAAGGCGAGGGUGAAGACGGCGAAGAUGACCGUGGUCAUCGUGCUCGCCUACGUCAUCUGCUGGACGCCUUUCUUCACCGUGCAGCUGUGGUCCGCCUGGGACGCGGAGGCGCCCAGUCACACUGCAACCUUCACCAUCCUGAUGCUGCUGGCCAGUCUAAACAGCUGCACCAACCCCUGCAUCUACCUGCUGUUCAGCGGGAAGAUGCCCAAGACGCUGGUGGCCCUCACGCGUGUGCGUCAGCCCGAUCGGAAGGAGUCCACCCAGGAGGAGUCCACCCAGGAGGAGGCCACCGUGGUCGGCUCCCUCUACUGAGCCUGUCGGACCGGUACCAGUGAACACCGAUGCAUCUUGGAUGAGGACGCUGCCACAUUUCUUGUUUGA
This is a messenger RNA of Pseudoliparis swirei, 1167 nucleotides long. RefSeq names its product arginine vasopressin receptor 2b, tandem duplicate, 1 (gene avpr2b.1). Gene Ontology annotation, molecular function: peptide binding; vasopressin receptor activity. NCBI's taxonomy places the organism in Eukaryota, Metazoa, Chordata, Actinopteri, Perciformes, Liparidae. Gene Ontology annotation, cellular component: membrane. The record is from RefSeq and is a predicted model, not a curated record. Gene Ontology annotation, biological process: positive regulation of vasoconstriction; regulation of systemic arterial blood pressure by vasopressin; G protein-coupled receptor signaling pathway.